This is a messenger RNA of Lindgomyces ingoldianus, 3489 nucleotides long. RefSeq lists its product as uncharacterized. Gene Ontology annotation, molecular function: phosphorelay sensor kinase activity. Gene Ontology annotation, biological process: phosphorylation; phosphorelay signal transduction system. The transcript is spliced from 7 exons. NCBI's taxonomy places the organism in Eukaryota, Fungi, Ascomycota, Dothideomycetes, Pleosporales, Lindgomycetaceae. The record is from RefSeq and is a predicted model, not a curated record. Bases 1 to 3489 code for a protein of 1162 amino acids.
AUGGUCAAAAUGCGCAUCCCAAUCCGCGAACAAUUGGGGUGCCUCGUUCUGCUGGCGUCUUUGAUCGGUCUGGCAGUCAUUGCAGUUGCAACAUGGAUCACCAAUCACAGCUUCGUACUCUCUAUACGCGCAACACGCCUCUCUCUGACUGCAUCGCUGAAAUCAGCUCAAGUAGCCUCGAACCUGCUACUUAUGCAAUCAACUGUGAAAGGGACAUCCACGCGAGUGCUCAUACAGAGCGCUUUGCAGCGCUACAACGGAGGGAACAACACAUCGAAGAAUUGGGAACGCUCGCUCCAAGAUCUCCAAGCAGUCUUUCAAGGAGACCAGACCGCGACUUUCCUCGUUCAAGCACAGGUUUACGCCGCCAAUAAUUCUGAUUAUUCUGUCUUGAACUCGACGGCUCCCGCUUUUGCCAAUAUACCUUUACCCUAUCUCAAGCCUGAUGGACAGAAUGCCACACUCGGAGAAGACUUUAUCCCGGAGCUGUACCCACACUUCAGUCCUAUCGAAAUCCCCUAUAACAGCUCUUUCAAUCAGACAAUAGCCAUUUUCAAUGGCCGAAUAAUCGACGGGAACAACUACCUUUUCUCCGGUCCAUACCGAGUGAAUAGCACCCUCAGCCUGAUGUCAAUCACAAUGCCAAUUAUAAACAACACAUCGUCUAUUGACACCCUAGGUUGGCUGACCGCUAUGUUGGAUGCGAAGCUGGUCACUGAUAUUGUAGAUGCUUUGGAGGGCCUCGACGAUACUGGCAUGACAAUGAUAUUUGCGCCAAACAAUUCGACGAACAAAUUUCCUUCCGGAACGAUAGGUGGCGCGGAUAACCAGACCGUGCCCCAGACUGAAUUCGUGCGCUUUCUUAUUGCACCAACGAAUAGAAAUGCCGUAAAGAGCAGACACUCUGACUUUAAUAAUAUCACCAGUCCCCUUCCUUUCGACUGGAACAAGUUCCCUGCAAUCAAAAAGGGCUAUACACAAAUCACCGAUGCCAGUAAUAAUGCUGGUAGUAUUAUCUCCACGAAAAACGAAGCGGGCCACAACGUGGCCGUUGGAUAUGCGCUCAUCAGUAAUCCUUUCGUUGACUGGAUUUUAGUAGUCGAACAGUCACAUUCCGAGGUUUGGGCCCCUAUAUACCACCUUCGCAGUAUCAUCGUAGCCUGUGUGUUUGGUACCAUGGGCGGAAUACUAGUCCUUGCCUUUCCGGUUGCCCAUUUCUUGAGCAGGCCAAUUCGUCGAUUACGAGAUGCGACAGAAAAGUCAGUUGCACCCCCUGGGUUUGAGGACGAUAGCCUGCACUCCCAGCAUGAUGGCGCUGACGAUGAUCAUGCUGAGGAACUUGCACGCAAAGAAGGAUGGUUUGGUCAAGUGAAGAAGUUUGGCCGACGUCCUAAGAAAACAAGAGUGGAGAGAAGAGAGGAAGAAAGGCGACGGCAAUUCCGAAUACCUGGCAAAGUCAAAGACCGCAAGCACUUUAUACACGAUGAACUGACAGAUCUUACAAAAACGUUCAAUGAGAUGACGGACGAGCUCAUGAUGCAGUACGAGAAGUUGGAAGAGAGAGUCCAACAAAGGACUGCUGAGUUAGAGCAGAGCAAGAAGGCUGCCGAAGCUGCUAACGAGAGUAAAACCCUAUUCAUUGCAAAUAUUUCACACGAGCUCAAGACGCCUCUUAACGGUAUUCUUGGCAUGACUGCUGUGUGCAUGUCCGAGGACGAUCCUGUUAAGAUUAAGCGCUCGCUUGGAAUCAUCUACAAGAGUGGAGACCUUCUUCUUAAUUUACUGACUGACCUCCUGACUUUCAGCAAGAAUCAAGUUGGCCAACAACUUAGUCUAGACGAGAAAGAAUUCCGACUACGCGAUAUCAGCUCUCAAGUACUCGCGAUUUUUGAGCGACAAGCAAAAGACGGUGGUAUAGACCUCAAAGUGAAAUUUGAGGGCCCGUACGACGCUAACGUCGAGGAAAGCGGCCGGCCAAAUGAGCGCAGCGACUUGGCACCAUUCGGGCUUGGACGUCUAAAGGACAUGAUAUUGUAUGGCGAUCAGCACAGAAUCCUCCAAGUCGUCAUCAACCUGGUCUCGAACAGUCUGAAGUUUACGCCCAAAGGACGCUCUGUUCUCAUCACAAUACGGUGCCUCGGGGAAGCUUCCAUGACAGACAGCCGCAAGGGAUCGCUGAAGUCAAGGCAGAGUUCAACCCGAAACUCGAAGACUCGUGGCCGCGCAUCUAGCUCUGAGGUCGGGGCAGUCUCGGUAAUGACCCCAAACCAGUUCGACACUGCUAAUGCCAUCAAUGCCUUCGACAAAGCAGCCGCAUACUCCCAUGUUUUCGCCCAAGAGAGGACCUCGACCCCACCCCCUGGACGAUGGCUUUCCUUUGAGUUUGAAGUGGAAGAUACCGGACCGGGUAUUCCUGACAACUUGCACGACAAGAUCUUCGAGCCCUUCGUCCAGGGUGAUUUGGGCUUAAGCAAGAAGUACGGUGGUACUGGCUUAGGCCUGAGCAUCUGCUCUCAGCUUGCCGGGCUGAUGAAAGGCACAAUGCGGAUGAGGAGUGAGGUUGGCCAUGGAAGCGUGUUCACUAUGGACAUUCCUCUCAGGCAUAUCACUAGUCGACCCGACAGCACCGCAAGCUCAAGCAACAUCAACCCCGGGCCUGAGGAAGGCGCAGGCAGGCAUAGCUUAUCCACGGACGAACCACGCCAUCGUCAGACGAUGAAUGAUGAUGCUCUUUCUGGGAGAUCCAUUCAAUCUGCCACUAGCAAUGCCGUUGGCGUAACUACGUCUACGGGACCUGUUGCGUUUGACACUGAUGCAAAGCCCCGCCUGGUGGGGCUAAGCCAGCCAUUCUUUGCGUCCAAUCCACCGUUGGAAUCCCCCAAUUCACAAUCCGCUGCGAUGGAGCGUGUCACUGCGGAAGCGACACAGCGAGGAGAUAAAGUCAAGGUACUUGUCGCUGAAGAUAAUAAAACAAAUCAGGAAGUAGUUCUGCGCAUGCUCAAGCUUGAGGAUGUGUACGAUGUCACUGUCGCGAAAGAUGGCCAGGAGGCGUUGGAUAAGGUGAAAGAAAGCAUGGAACGCCAGACUCCGUACAAUCUAAUCUUCAUGGACGUUCAGAUGCCAAACCUCGACGGUCUCCAAUCCACACGACUUAUACGCCAAUCGGGCUUCUCGGCACCAAUCGUGGCUCUCACUGCUUACUCUGAAGAGAGUAAUAUCCGAGAGUGUUACGAUUGCGGUAUGAACUUCUUUCUGUCAAAGCCGAUCAGACGUCCGGCACUAAAACAUGUGCUUCGAACGUACUGUCCUCCGAUCCCAGAGGAAGAAGGAGAAGCGACGACGCCGCCUCCUAUAGCCGAGGCAUCGUCUUCCAAACCGAACGGGCGUGCGAAACAACCACAAACGAGCAUACCAGGCCCAGUAAAUAGUACUAUAGUACCUAGAACCCGCGAUGAUCUAGGAACACCUAACAUAUCUCCCUUGUCAUGA